Paramuricea clavata is the source of this 9827-nucleotide messenger RNA. The record is from the annotation of a GenBank genome assembly. Lineage: Eukaryota; Metazoa; Cnidaria; Anthozoa; Malacalcyonacea; Plexauridae.
CCAAGCUACAGUACGUACGUAGGGCAUUGCUAUUUCAGGUAAAUAUCCAGCAUUCCCGUCGACUUUGUGUGUAAACUGUAAAUUAGAUAAUUAAUUUUUGGAUAUUUAUCAUGUAACGAUGGCUUGACUACAAAAUUAUUGUAGUUAAAUGUAGUCAACUACUACAUUCUACAACUACUUGACAACUCGCUACUUAUAGCUACUGACAAUAAUAUAUAGGAAGUAUAGCUACUGCUGUACUGCAUGUCAUUUAAAAAAUGUAGCGAACUAUUCGCUACUUCCUACAACAAUAUAUCCUGCUACCACAUUUCCCGAAUAUGUUCUUCUAAUUUGUGAUUUGAACGGGCAAGAAAGAUGGUAAAUAGACCUGAAGCAGCAAAAAUCAUAUACGUAUACCACAGUAUGAAAGGUUAAGGUAUAGACUAUACUGUAGUAUAUCAAUCUCUGUCACAAACGCGGCAAGCAUAUAUGGAUCAUUCGUCAAGACGAAGUAUGCCAUGACCCAUGGCCAUGCACGCACGGUUUGCACGAGCUCCGUAAAAUUCCAAUUUUAUGACAAAAAUUUUAUAAUAUCUUGCUAUAAUCCUUUAUAAAUAUGAUGAGUGAACUCCAGUUGUGCUGGACUGGAAAUAUUGAACAACUAAAACAUUUCGUGAACGAAAAUAUCAAAUUAAACGACGGUAAUUGGAUUUCGCCGGGAGGAGACAAAAAAGUAUAUAGCGAUGGUACUACAUCUAUAUCAUGGCGAAAAAGUAAGAAAAUUCUACAAAUUGAAGUAGCGUACAGACUAACAUAGUGACAAACGAAGCUGCAGCUACAACUACAAGCGACGAAAAUGGCGUCUCCCCUCUCACAAGACAAAUCUUGUCUGUCGAACUUGAAGGCGCUAAACUCGACAUAACAAUUGCAGAAAGGGAUAUUCUCAUAAACAAGAUAUUAUAAAUAAUGUUGAUAACCGCCUUAACAAAAUAAAUGCUGAAUUUGACGAUUUUAGUCAACAACUUGAAUAUUGCAAGAAAGAAAUUUAUAUGUUACGCAGCGGUCAUAUUUGAAUAUUCUAAUUUGGCAGACAAAAAUCACUCAAGUGAAAAAAGUGAUUGUCUUGAUAAAAUAACUAGCACAACAGAUUCAGCUAUAAAUGUACAGGGUGUCCCAAAAAAAAGUGACACUAUAGAAAUUUUCCUAUUGUUAUAAUUUGAAUGCCCUAGCACUAAGUUGAUCCCACAGGUGCAUAAACUUCUGCUUCCGGAAUUUAAAAUAAAAAAGCAAACCGUUUAUUAGUGUAAUCGUUUUGCUUGACUCGGGCGUUAAAAUAUUUGGACAAAGCGAAAACGUUUAAUUAAAAUGCUUAAAUGUAAAUACAAGUUCCAUUAAAUUCCCAGGCGUGUAAUCACGCGCGUUUAAGAGCGGCUUAAGAACAAUGAGAAAAUUUCUAUAGUGUCACUUUUUUUUGGGACACCCUGUAGAAUCACAUUCUAAAGCACGGGAAAAUCAAGUCAACCAACCUACCAAAAAUACCAUUCCUUGUCCUUUCCUGUCACGAAGGGGUUGGUGUCUUAAAGGCGAAAAUUGUGACUUCCUUCACCCAAACCUUGAACGAAACCAGCGCAAUUGUGAUUUUCUACAUCCAAGUUUAAAUCGAAACCAACACUAUCGUCCUUUUUUAUUCCCAAUUCAACCGAAUGCUUGUCAAAUCAUACGACGCCCCAAGCACCCCCCUUACCCCCGACCAUUGAUGGAGUUUCCCUUCCUUUUACCACAAUUACCACCCAUCAGACAAGAAAAUCUGGUCAAUCGUUUGACGCGCCCCACGCAUCCAUAGAGCAGUACGACCGACAAAGCAUUUCAUAUACUGACCCCGUAGCUGAUCAAAUACCUAGAACAAAUAAUAUCCCAGUUUGGACAACUAGACGGCAAAUUAACUUGCAUAAUCGUUUAAACAGUACCCCUGCAUACACAGAACGAAAGGUCCGUAACCACGAAAAAUUUGAUAAAAAUUCCUAUAUUGAACCAUAAAAAUUGGAGACUAGGUUGCCCAAAUGCCCAAAGAUACCCACUAUCAUUUUUCCUUUCAAAUGUCAGAUCACUUCUGCCGAAAGUUGAUGAAUUAGAUGCUAUUCUUAAAUUAAAUCAUGCCAGUUUGGCUUUUAUCACAGAAACAUGGCUAAACGAAAACAUUGACGACGCCGCAGUUCAAAUACAUGGCUACUCCUUGAUACGUCGUGAUAGAAAAUCUAUAGGACUGGAGGAGGGGUGUGUGCUUAUAUAAAGUCACAGAUCCCCUUUAAAAUUCUAACUUGUUUGCAAGAUGUUUGUUUCGAAACUCUGUGGCUUUACCUGAGACCUCACAAACUGUUCCGAGGAUUCUCAUGUUUGGUUGUCUGUGUGGUUUACCAUACAGCGACAACAACACACUAAUCGAACACCUUACCAUAAAGCUUGAUGUUGCCCUCUCCAUGUACCCAAAUGCUGGCAUAAUAUUAGUUGGGGAUUUUAACAAAUGUCCAGUUUCCACAAUACUCAGACAUUUUACUUUAAAACAGAUUGUUAAACAACCUACGAGAUCGAGGGAAUGCUAUUUUGGAUUUAAUUUUGACAAACAUGUCAGACGUUUGUAACAUCCCCUUGGUAAUCCCACCCGUUGGGCGCAGCGACCACAAUUCAGUGUUAUGCUCAUAUAAGGAAGGUUCAACUAAAAACGCCCACACGAAAGUAAAAAUCAGACAGGGAAAUAAUGCUGCAAAAACUGCUUUUGGAAAGUGGUUAACCGAUUUUAAUUGGACCAUUUUAUACCGCACUAUUUCUUGUGAACAAAAAUUAGACCUCUUCCAAGACAUCAUAAAUGCCGGAUUGGAUUGUUUCCUUCCGAUAAAAACUGUAAAAUUACAUGAUAAUGACAAACCUUGGGUAACUCCUGAAUUUAAGAAAAUUAUCGGAACCAGACAAAAGGCAUUCCAUCAUGGAAAAAGUCCACAUUAUCAGCAGUUACGAAAUCAGGUAAACAGAGAAAGUAAGAAGCUCAGAUCCACAUUUCUUGAGAAAAAGUUAGAACAGUUAAAGCUAAACCCUAACCCAAAAAAGUGGUGGCAAUCAAUAAAACAGUUAUCAGGAUAUCCUAAGAAGAAAGUUCUUUCAACUCUUGUCGUGGGAAAUCAGGUGAUGUCAGGAAAAGCCCUGGCCGAAAAUAUUAAUGACGCUUUUGUUUCAGUUACCAAAGAAAUCCCUCCUUUAAAUCGUCUUCAUAUCGACAUUUUACCAGAAAACAGCCAUUAUGACAUUUCACCAGAGUUUAUCAUUAAAGAAGAAGAGGUAUACCAUAAAUUAUCCAUUAUAUCAACUGCUAAAUCUCCUGGUCCAGAUGGAAUACCAAACUGGGUUCUGAAGUUCUACGCUUAUGUACUUGCUUCCCCUGUUGCAUCAAUUUUUAAUGCUUCCAUCCAACAAGCGACUGUUCCGACCAUGUGGAAAAAAGCCAAUGUCAUCCCAAUUCCAAAAAUAGCUUCGCCUGAGGACAUCACCAAAGAUCUUCGCCCCAUUUCGCUUUAACACCUACCCUGUCUAAAACCUGUGAACAGUUUGUUACCGAUUGGCUACUUGAGUAUAUAAAGGAAAAGAUUGAUAGACGACAAUUUGGUUCCUUAAAAAACUCCUCGACAACUCAUGCCCUAUUAAGCUUCGUUCAUCACCUGUUAUAUGAAACUGAUACAUCAAAAACCGCUGUAAGGUUUUUUUGCUCGAUUUUUCGAAAGCUUUCGAUCUUAUAGACCACAACAUUCUACUGUACAAGUUAUAUGAAAUGAAGGUACCAGCGACAAUUACAAACUGGAUUAAAAGUUUCCUUUUUGAACGCAAACAACGCGUCAAUCAUGCUAACUGUGUAUCAAAUUGGCAAACUUUAAACGGAGGUGUGCCACAAGGAACAGUUCUUGGGCCAAUACUUUUUCUCGUUAUGAUAAACGACCUUCUCACAGACUGGAAUAACAUAUGGAAAUACGUCGACGAUAGUACUAUCACUGAAAGUAUUACACCGGAUAUCAAUAGCAUUCUCCAAGAACUUGUGGAUACUAUUUACAAUUGGACCAUCGUUAAUAAUAUGAAACUGAACAUCAGUAAAUGCAAAGAAUUGAUAAUAGACUUUGCAAAAGAUAAACAGGAAUUCCCACCUUUAAUUAUAAAUGGCGUUGCUGUAGACCGUGUAUCAUCAGCUCGGGUUCUGGGACUAAUUGUUCAGGAUAAUAUGAAUUGGAACGAACACGUAAACAAUGUUGUCAAAAAAGCAGGAAAAAGACUCUACAUGCUGAGAUCAGUGCUGAAACGAUCAAACGCGGAUACGAACACGUUAAUCACUGUGUACACCACUAUUAUUAGGCCUGUCCUUGAAUACGCCUGCCAAGUCUGGCAUUUCAACAUCCAAGAGUAUUUGAGCGAAGACAUUGAAAAGAUUCAGCGGCGUGCUUUGCGAAUCUCGUUGCCAUUAAUGAGUUACAGAGAAACCCGGAAUUUUACUGGUAUCCCUUUACUAAAAGCAAGGAGAGAAACAUUAUGUGAACAAUUUUUUAAAAAGAAUGAGAAUAACGAUAAACUAAGCGAACUAUUGCAUCAUAAAGCAACAGCAGACUACGAUAUGCGACCAAGAUGCAAGUAUAACAAUUAUCUAUGUAGAACUGAACGUUUUAGGAAAUCGUUUUUUCCUCAAAUUAUUUCCAAAGAAAACAGUAAAUAACUGAGUAGAAGUAUAGACCUAUUGUUUUUUGCUACUUUUGAACUCUUAAUAUUCUUAAUAAUGUAAUCUAACGAUAACUUAAUACUUUUUAACAGUAGAUACAAAUUUUGUAAAUUUCUGAUGUAAUUUAACCUAUUGGUUACAAAAUCAGUUUUAAAUAAAUUAUAAAUAAAUUAUAACACUGUCAACUUCCUACACAGACAUGCGUACCUUCAAGAUUGUCUGCCUUUUCGUAUAUAGGGGCGCUUUCCAUUUAAUGGCCUGACCGGUCAGACCCGAAUUCUUUUCUCUGUAUCAAUGGAAAAAUCUGGUCUGUGUUUCUCAAAUAUCUGGCGAAAAUGGACCUCAUUCUAAUGUUAUCUAAAUUUUCCGGUCAGAUAGAUCCGAAGCCCAAUUGUUUUGUGUUCAAUUCAACAAUUCAACAUUUUGACCGUUCUGACCAGUCUGGCCGUGUUAAUGGAAAGCGCCCAUGAAUACAACCUCAGACAAGCUUUUGGGACUACUCAGUUAGCUGCUAUCGCUGGCUAACGUAUCGCACUGAGCUACUAACUUACUGACGUUACUACUGAGAGUUGAGUCCGGAUCAAACGAGGACGAGAGUGCAUGCAUGAGUGCAGUCACGCGAUCUUGGUUGACUUGAAUGCUUUUAAGCAUUAAAAAAUAAUAUAAUAAUAAUUAGCCUGCGUAGCAGUCGCUUUAUUUUAUUGAAGGUUUUGAGGAUUUUUGAAUAAAUGCAUUUAUUCAAAAAUCCUCAAAACCUUCAAUAAAAUAAAGCGACUGCUACGCAGGCUAGUCCGUAACUAAUGUAAACAAAUCCUUUGUUUACAUUUUGAACUGCUAUAUUUGUAAAACUAGAAGUUACUAUCGCAAGGGAAGUGCUGCCUCACCCCCAAGGGAUCAAAGGCAGCAUGCUCAAUUUGCUGAAUAAGGGCUGUUUUUAUGAUCCCGCUUUGCCAGGAUGAGAUAUGAUGCGGGAUGAUUUAGAUGUAUUUAAAUAAGUCACGGUGCACACUUCAGCAAAAAACUUCAUUAUUUCCGAGAGAUAGCAAUAGUUACCUGUAAACUGAAAGGUUGUUUAAUUAAGCAGCAAUAAUAAUCUUCUUGAACUACAAGAUCUGCUGUACAACAUUUGAGUUCUGCAUUUGAACUUUCGUUUAGACUAUGGACGUAUUUCAAUACAUCAAAAUCAUCCCACAUUCCAUCAUGUAAACAGCCCCUAAGAUGCCUGUUCAGGAGGUAGGAAAAGUGCAAUUUGAAUACCAAACACCUUGCACAAAGUCAAAUGUCAGCUAAUAUUCUAAUUCUACUUUCUUGGCAUGGGCGAUUUUAUAUGAAUUCCUUCUAUGCUUAUAACUUCUUGCUUUUUGUAUGCAUAAUUAUAAUACUGUCAGUACUGGUGAAGUUAGCCGUAGUAACAGGUCGUGCGAUGGUUUUUAAUAAUUUGCAUUGCAGGUCUAUUAGCAUACCAUGACCAGUUGCCAUGGCUAGCUUGCCACUCAAUACUGUACAAUAAUAGUCAUAAUACCAUGUGUAUAAACAAUAAUAAUAUUUGAAUGAAUCGAUCAUUGGACAUGUAGAAUUUAAUAAUAAUUUCAUAUAUAGAAAUACUAAGUCAGUUUUUGUCCCAAUUAUUGUUUUAAUAAUUUAAUGGCACCUUCAAGGCUAUCCCUAUUGCAGAACAACUGAACAAUCUGCUGAAUGCUGAUGGGAGACAAAAUCUAUUUGUUGACAUUUAUGUUUAAUACGUCAGCUUCAGAUGACACCAUUCAUUUGUAAAGACUAAGAUUGUACACAGUCAGAACUGCAAAACUAUAUAAGAAAGAAAUUGUGAGCAUUAUCAAAAAAUAUAGUAUAUCCUGAAAUGUGGUGGUGACACAGCGAGGUGAAUACAUGAAUGAAGGCUGGUAGGAUUAUUUCCUAUUGUGCUAACAAUGGACAGUCUGACCAUCAUACCUUGUAACUGCUGGUUAGUUAAUAUAUGCAGACAACAAUCCAUACAGGGUUGCUAUAGGAAUAUGUGUGUAUUAGCCUAUACAUAGUCAUACAUAUUUAAUAAAUAAAUGCACCCAUGGCUAUGAAUGUUUAGCUCCACGGUUAAGAUAAUUUAACUUUAAAUACAUUUAAUUUAUUAAUGUAGCAUAUUCAUCACAAACUCUAUGUAUUUAAACGCAAAAUGUUGUGUAUACACAUGCACCUCUUAAAGAGGUGUUUAAUAGUGUACGAAAAUAUAUAUAUUAUUGAAAUCAGUAGACCGCGACACCCCCACUUUUUUGGCAUCCCGCGCAUUUCGUUUCAAAGUCUUCACGUGAUAUCUCGUAUGUACUACAUGACCAGCUAAAUGUUCAACCGCUCUUGAAAAAAUAUAGGUCCGCAUUGUGCUGAAGUGUAUGCUACUAUUUUACAAGAUCGAGAUCACAUUUUCGGUAAAAGAUAGCUCAUAAAUAUAUAUUUAUGGGACUCUAAAGUGGAGAAAUCGUGGUGAAUAUUUCCAAUUAAACAAAUAUAUUUCAUAUAUUUUGUUGCUUGACCUUCGUUCGGACGUCUGUGACCUUGUUUACGUUUGAAUAAAUUGACAGUUGAGUAACGAAUUUCUGAAGUUAAAUUCCUAACUACGCACCUGAUUGAACAAUAAAAUUAGAAACCAAUUUAAUUAGUUUACCUGUCACACUGUCAAAUUGAAACUUGCAGUUUUUCACACACACACACAUAUAUAUAUAUAUAUAUAUAUAUAUAUAUAUAUAUAUAUAUAUAUAUAUAUAUAUAUAUAUAUAUAUAUAUAUAUAUAUAUAUAUAUAUAAAAUUCGCACUGUGAAUUGAGCUUAAUUAGAAGAAAAGAAAAAAUCGAGCAAAUUGACAUACAGGUACCUCUAAACGAUCUCCCUUUCUCACAAAACUUGAAUAUAAGGCCAGUUUUAUUAUGCAAAGUAUGUCUUUGCUUCGCUCCUGACCUCGUGUUAAAAUGCUACAAAGCUUGCUGAUCGAAAUAUUUUUAAACGCCAUACUUGGUACGGUCGUUCGCAGUCGCUGAACAUUCGGCAGUCAUCGAUUUGCUAUUGUGAACUCCUGAGGUAUGAUAAUACUCCAAUGUAAAUUCCUUACUGCUAUAUCAUAAUUUGACGUCACAACUGCCGACAAACACUUGAACGACACAAAAUCGAGAUACGCUUCAAGUUUAUAAAACUGUUGGCGGGAAAUUCAAAUGCGCUAUAACACAUCGUCAAGAAUAGGAGGCUGCAGCAAUAAGACCAGGGCUGUAAAUACUCGUUACAAUUGUAACGCGUUACUGCAUGUGUACUCGUUACAUUUGAAGUAAUUUUAACCUGUAAUUAAUUACGUUUUUAGAAAUGUAACGAAAAACGUAAUUAAUUACAAAAGCAAGGAACGUGUUCCUUUUCCAAGGAGCAAAUUGAAAAUUCCUUUUCUUAUUUUGUAAAAAUAAGAAAUAAAAAAAUACAACGUAUACGACAAGAAUUCAGAAAAAUGACUGAACUAAUUUUCAACGAGAUAUCACAUGACAUGAUAGCCUACAUGAUUAAGUAGUACUGUUUAUUGCGAAAGUAGAAACCACAAUUUGUUCCGAGGCUCAGAGCGCCAAAUAUUGGCAAAAAAAGUUUUAAGUUUACAUGCGGCUUCGAUUUGCAUGUCAAAUAUUUUAAUAUAUUGGAAUAUCAUCUUGAUAAAUUCUUGCAAAUUUCAUAGUUUAUACCGUUUUUAUUUACAACUACUGUUUAAGAUAUUGCCUUAUAGUAACAAUUUGCCGGUAAAGGAAUUUGUAAUUAAUUCCUUUUUUCCGGAGUAAUUUUUUCAUUGUACUUAAUUACAUUUUAGAACAAGUAAUUGUAAUCAGGAAUUUAUUACAUUUUAAAGCAAGUAAUUGUAAUUGGAAUUAAUUCCUUUUUCAGCGGUAACUUUGCAGCCCUGAAUAAGACACACUAACUGAAUAUCUAACACUUUUCUGGUUCGCUAUUGUAAAUGAAUAUGAACUAGAUGGUACGUUUCAAUUCAAAAAAGUUCGAAAGAUGCAACAUUUGGGCAAUGUUUAUAUCUGUCCCCUUUUGUUAUGGGCAGAACUGAUGCGCAGAACGGACUUGACAUGGUCUUUAACUAUUACCGUAUUCUAUUUAAGUUACAACAUAGUUGAAACACUAAUCAAACGUUUAUUUUGUUAACUUAAAAUGACCCCCAUAGCUGCCAACUCUUACUCUCUGCGUGUCAUGCGUGCAGGGGCGCACAUUCCAAAACAAUUUGGGGGUGUUCUAUGUUCAGGGACAGACUUUUUUAUUGUUUGUGUUUGAUAAGAACAGCUGUUGAACUAUACACUGCCACAUACCUCGCUAACCUCGCUUCCAUUUAUUAGAACGUAGACAAAUUUCUCCAAAAUUUCCGAUAGACACAUAGACGGGGAUAUAGUAUUCCAAGAGUAAAUAAACAUUCAGUUUUUCCGAACUUCUGCUCUAAACAUUUGGGUCCCCCAAAUUAUUAUGUAUUUCAUGUAAUUCGAGCGCCGAAGGCGCGAGGAAAAUUUUGAAUUUCUAGAUUCAUUAGAACCUUACGCUAUUUCACGUAUUUUAGGACGAGGUUUGAAGAAAAGUUACAACCACAAAAAGGCAUUUUUAAGUCGCCUAAUUUUGUUAGAUUUAAAAAAUAUUUAUGUAAAUAAAUUAUGCAAAUACGUUGUACUGCCCCGCUCUUGGCUACGCCACUGAACUUCUAGAAGCCUUUCAAAGUUUCAGACUUUCAUUUUGUGCGACAAGACAAACAAUGCGCGUUUUGACUGCACCGAGGGGGCUUGAGGCAAUCUGAUCGCAUUACGUUUACAGUCAGUUUCUUGCUACAUGAUCUUUAUAUUGUCUAUCCCUAUUUCGGCAAUGACAUAAAACGAACUGAUAUCGUUUAGUUAAUAUCCAACCAUUUCCAUUCCUUUUUUAUAUCUAACUUAUUUUUUAGACUUUUCUAUGAUGAUUCUGGAGAUUGUAACAACCUUGUUUCUUGUUUCAUUUGUCUGGUAUUUUGUGACAACAUUCUUGGAAAGACGGUCAAUGCCCCCCGGACCGUUUCCUUACCCUUUGAUUGGAAACCUACCAGAAUUGGAUCAGUCCAGUAA